UGCCGCUGGCCGCUCCACUUGACUUGUUCCUCCUUUAUAUUUGGUAGUUAUCUCGCAGUGGGAUUACGGGCUCACCAUAGCCCGUGCUACAUGGACACUUGGUUCUGAGUAGCUAAAUCUGAAACAACAACAACAUCGCAUUAGUAUGCACACUAUCAGCAGAAGAGAUUUAACAUGAGUAGUGUGAGGGUAGAUGUGCAGUGGUCGCCGGUUGCGGCUGACCAGUUUCUCACGUGGGGAUCUGAUCUGCAACUAUACCAAGUACAGGACGUCACCUCAACAGAAAUUGUGCAGCUGCCUCGUUUGCGAUUGGGUCCAAAAACUGCCGCAUCUCUUUUAUCAACAAAUAAUGAUCUCCAGUAUAUCAAGUGUGUGGCUUGGUGCCCUGGGCUUGAAAGUGACCCAACAAACCAGCUUUUAGCAGUGGGUCAGGCAAAUGGAAAAGUUGCACUUACAACUUUCAGCAAGGUUCCCGACUCUCUUGGAAUAAAAGGGCGAGAAUUCGUUCCCAAGCAUUCUCGCCCUGUCAACUCUCUGGCAUGGAGUGGACAAGAGCCACAGCUGCUCUCUGCUGGCCUAGAUAAAGUUCGCACUGAUCAUUCAGUUAUAGUUUGUGAUGUCACUCGCAUAAAUCAGCCACCUGCGUAUGCAUUUGAUCAAAGAAACUCUAGUACUGGAGAUGUCAUAAAACCUGUGGUUGAAUUUGGUUUGGCUGAGACGGCGCACAGUGUUGCAUUCUCCCUUCAUGCCAGCCGUACGCUCAUAACAGGGAUGAACAACAAACAUAUCAAACUUUUUGAUUUAAGAGAAGGUAAAUUAUGUGCAACAGCAAACACCAAAGCUGUGUAUGGAAUUUGUACCGAUAUCCAUAAUGAACAUCGCUUGGCUUCAUUUGUUGAGAAUCAGGUUUCUAUUUGGGAUUUACGUAGCAUAGAGCGGCCAGUGCUGUAUCUUGAUGCAACCAAGCCCAUUACCAAAUUGGCAUGGUGUCCUUCAAGAGUUGGUUUGUUAGCGUCACUGUGUCGAGACAGUUCUUCUGUACGAAUAUAUGACAUUCUUCACUAUACUCAUGGUGGAGAGGAUCAAGAACCAGCAGUAAUUACUCGUUCAAUCAACACCGAUUCAAGUACAUAUAUAUCUGCUUUCUCAUGGCACCCCACACAUGAGAAUCGGAUUAUUACUGCAUCAUAUACAGGUAAACUUGUUGACUACAAUGUCCAUGAAAGAAUUACCCUCAAUUGGUCUGCAACAAGUGCCCUGAUGUGGACUCAUGGCAAGAAGACUUUGCAUCAAAUAGACUGCCAGGACCCUGUGUAUUCCCACUUCGAUGACAUCUCGACUGCCAUUAUGACACGGGCGCAAAAGAAAUAUGGCUUACAUGUGGAUAACUUAGCUACUAAUGGAGACGUUACAGAUGACAUGUCCCUUCGAAACUUGUGGACAUGGUUGGAUGCAGCCAGAAGUUUAGUCUUGGCUGGCAAUUUCAAAUUACCUGGAGGAAUGCCUUACAAAUAUCAAGGUGUUUGGAGUUUGAUGGCCAUUGGCAACUUAUCAUCAGAUGUUAUCACCAGGCCAUGGAUUGGCUUGGAAGGGCAGAAGACACAUUUUGCAAAAGUGUUCAGGUGUGAAGAACGUAGUCGUGCCCUAGAGUUGUGCUCAUGGGGGUUUGAGAACGAGACGGUACUUAAUAGCUUUUUAUCGCAGUUAGAAGCCGCUGGAAAUCACACUCGGGCUGCAGCAGUUGCAGUGUUUAACCAGCGUUUGAAACAAGCAAUAUUGAUUUUACAAAGAGGAGCUUCUAAUAAGAAGUUGCCAGCUCUUAACUCAACAGCAAUGGCUCUCUCAGGUUUUACAGAGGAACGUAAGGGCCUGUGGAGAGAGACCUGUGUGCAUCUGCGAUCUCAUCUAACAGAUCCCUACCUUCGUGCUAUGUUUGCAUUUCUCACUGAUGAUGCAGAUUCAUACGAACCUGUAUUGGGAGAAACUGAAGUUGCAAUUCAAGAUAGAGUGGCCUUUGCUUGCACAUAUCUCAGUGACGUUCGUUUGAUGGAGUAUCUAGAGAGGUUGAAUGCACAGCUCACUGAGGAAGGCAACUUGGAUGGUAUUUUACUGACAGGUCUUUGUUCAGAAGGAAUAGAAUUACUCCAACGAUAUGUUGAUCUAACUGGAGAUGUACAGACAGUGGCACUUGUCACUAUACACACACUCCAACAGGCUAUUACCAAAGAUUCUCGCCUUUAUCAUUGGGUCCAUAGUUAUCGAAAUCUGUUGGAUAGUUUGUGUCUUUGGAACGAACGUGCCCAGUUGGACGUGAUAAUGAAUGAUAACAAACAUGCAGAGAGACCACCUCAACAUAUUUAUAUUACUUGCAAUUUUUGUAAAAAAGGUAUUUCUGCAUACAUCCAAGCUCCAGGAAGACCAAGAAAUCCAUAUGCUAGAUUUGGUACUGGAUCUGCUAAUAAAUCAAAGAUGCAAGCAUGCCCAAACUGUAGGAAGCCUCUUCCUCGCUGUUCACUUUGUCUGGUGCACAUGGGCACGCCCUCUGGCUGGGGAAGCUCUGUGCAUAAAAAUUCAUGUGGAGAAGAAGGUGUAGAUGGUGGUACUCCUACAUCGGAUACUGCUGUGAGGAAGCGUAAACUAAGCAACUUCACGUCGUGGUUUACCUGGUGCCAGACUUGUAGGCAUGGUGGACAUGCACAUCAUUUGUUGGAAUGGUUCAAGGAACACACAGAGUGUCCGGUUACCUCGUGUAACUGCAAGUGUAUGUCAUUAGACACAGUCAGCAAGGUAGCCUCUUCGUCAGUAUCUGUACUAACCAAAUGAUUAGAGGAGUGCCAUAUUGAGAUGUGUAGAAUUUGGUGCUAAGGCUAAUAAACCAAAUACAAUACUGUAUUUGCUUUUAUGGUCUUCAAGAACUUAAUAAAUAUUACAGUAAACAUUAAUUUGCACAUGUAAAAAUAAACACACUUGAGAUGUAUCAGACUACUAGUAUUUGAUUUAUAUUAAAUUAAAAGAACUAGGAUUAGUCAUUACAUACUUUACCCAAACUAUGAUGAUUACUACAGUAGACAUCUAUUAAUUCACGGUAUUAGUGUGUUAAUGGACUGGCUAGGAAUUUCCAUCUAUUAUUAAAAAGAAGAGAUAGAUUCUUGGAACCUCAGUCCCCACUCUCCAACACACAAUAACAAAAACAGAGUUGUCCCUUUAGUCAAGUUUCCAUUGCUGUAAGGAUAUUGGCAACACAUGCCAAGCUAUACAUGGAGACAAUAGGAAAUUCUCAAUCUGGCUCUGAUUGAUGGUCAAAAUAAACAUUCCUCUACAUUUAAAGCAUUUUUCCAGCCAUUGAUUCUAAUAAAGUAAGGCACAAGUAAUGCUGUGCUUCUAUAAACUACCAAUUGGCUAGUUGACAGAUCAGGGGGCAGUGCUGGUCACAUAAACAAAGGUGGCCAGUGAUCAUACUUCACUUCCAUUGCAACAAGCUCCCAAAGGAAAAAGGGCAUAUGGUAAACUUAAAUAAAAGCCACAAAGUCAUACUCUAGGCAAGAACAGACAGACUUUUCUGUUUGACAUCACAAACCACACAUUGCAGAAGGAUGCCUUUGCUCUGGGGUCUUUGCUCCAGCUGUGUAAUGAUUCGUCCCUUUGAUGGUGCUACAAGAGAUCAUCUGGCCCAUUCUAUUGACUCCUGGUCCCAUAAUUCUUGGGCUUACUGGAUAGUUUCCCCAGGGUCUCUGGUGGAGUAGGUUCAGCCUACCCCUCUGUUAUCAUUACGUUCAGGAGUGUUGGAUCAAGAAUCCUUCCUCAGCUCUGCAUUGUCAUUGCUUUGUUGUUGUUGGACUCGGUCAUGGUAGAGUUAACAUCUUCUCUUCGGUGGAUGUCCCGGUUUUCCAGGUCCCCAAGUGGACCCAGCAGACUUAUGGUACAUUCCCGACCUCUUGGGAUUGACAUGCUUCAUUCUCUGUCCAAUCUUCCACACGACCAAUUUAGCUCAGGUAUGGCUGGUGUUGCAGACAGACUAUUGGACAGUGUUUCCAGAACUUGAGGGACAUGUACUGGUACAUUCCUAUUCACUAUAGUUCCAGGACUGGUUAGGAUUUCUUAAGAAUAGCCAGGCUUACUGCCUCAAGGUAUUGCACUUCGGCUUGAAUCUGGCUGCUCAGAUCUGUACCCAGGUCAUUGCAAGUAGUUGUGACUGGGGGUUUGUGUCUUGGCCUAUCUCGACAAUUGGCUGGUCUGGGUUCUUAUCCAGUCUGUGUGUCAACUAGCCAUGAUUCUGGUUCCAUGCCAAAUUUGGACCUGGUUAGGCCUGGUUUGGGAUUCUCAGUUGGCAUCUCGUUCCUUGCCUCCUGCAGCAGCUUUUGCCAUCUGGUGUUCGAUCAGCACCAGGUGACUAGUUGGUUCAAGUGAGCGAGGGAGCCUGAACUUUGCCUGCAUGGUAUAUUUCCUGGGCACUCUACUGGCUCCUCUGAUUCCAUCUAUUUUGCCACUGCUAGGGCUUUCAGGUUUGUGCCCCGAAUGUACUUCAUCAACAAUUACUUCACCAGCUUUCUCUUCAGGCUGUUCAGGGUUUGGUUGUGUAGUGCCAUCCUUCCCCAUUGCACAAUGUGUGCACAGACCUCUCAGUUCUAGUUUUGGGUUUUGUGUCUAUUGCUCACUAGGCUUCCCAGGGUCAGUGGUCGGGUCUGCUCCAUUAAGCGCACAACAUGGUGUGCAAGUUUGUGGCAGUCCCUUCAGAGGACUCAUCUUCUGGCCUCUAUCCCCCAGCUCCAUUCUGACUGCUUCCUGGUGAUUCAUUCCCUGAACUGCCAGGGACUGCUUCAAUUCCCUCUUUCCCCUCUUGGUGCUGAACUAAUGUAGCUCGGCUUCUGGUUUAUUGGGUUUUGGUUUUCCACAGAGUUUACUACCAUUUGCUUGGUGUACAGGUGGCUGCGUUGGUGCCUCACUUGCCUCUUUUGUUGUGGUGACAGUAUAAAGUUUCCUGGUGCUCCUUUUGCCUCUGUCAUCUUUCUUUGGUUUUGUCCUUUUUGUUCUGGUUGAUGAUCGGCAUCUUAUUCCUAAUACUGUUGCCUCUUGACUUGUCUUCGUUGGAGCCACUCUUGUUGGCAUUUGCCAUCAAUACUUCCUCGGUGCCAUUUCACAAGUUUUGUGCUUUCUUUCACCUCUGACUAGCUCAUGCUACUCUUGCACUGUGUUGGUCUCUCAAAUAGGGUGCUAGUGUAUCUUUCCUCCCCUCAGUUCACUGUUAGACCUUCUGUCCAGGCUAUUUUUCUUUGUGUUGUCUUUAUUGGAUCUCGCCUCCAGUUCCAGGGUUGAGGAGAUUCAUGCUCUCCUCCAGAGGCAUGGGUUCUGUUCUUCUGCCCUGGGGGAUGGUUUCUUCAUUUGCAGCCUUCAUUUUCUUUUCUGGCCAAGAAUGAAUUGGUUGGCUUCUGUAGGUCCUCAGGUGAUUGAUGCUUGGUUUGUCUAGCCUGGGGUGUGCAUUUGUUGUGUCCAGUGGACAAAACAAAUGACACAAACCCAAAUUCUUAUUAAAUCUCGACAGCCUGCGGUCUAGCCUUGUGCCCCAUGAUGUUUGUAAGUUUGCCGCUCUCACGGUUGUGUUUGCCCAAUCCAUCCUCCUGUUUAGAUAAUAUUUUGUAUAACUAUGUGCAUCAGAGUACAAACAUUGACGUACUAAUCAAUUAGAUAGUAGAAUUUUGUAUUGUUCACUUUAUAGUCCAAAAACAAGAAGCAAAAAAACAAAUAUUCCUAGGUCUUGUAUAUCACCCACAUUAGGCCUCAGAUAUUGUAUUAAGCUUAGGAAGGUUAGGUUAAGUUAGUUUAGUUUGUCUUUGCAACAUGAGUAGAAAAUCUUUUUCUGGUUUGUCCAAAUUCAAUAGUACCGAUUUCUACUUUCUAAAUUGCGUUGUAUGUCAGUAUGGUCAUCAUUCUUCCAGGUACUAUCAAAAAGGAGCAUGGGCUGGUUUGCCAAUGUCUUGCUCUGAUAUUCGGGUGCAGGGGUUUUUGCAGUCGAACAGGGUCCUGGCAGCCAGGUAUCUUGUAAAUGUUCCUCCUCGUCGGCCUUGGGUCGUGUGCCACAGCCUGUGGUUUCUUUGUUAUACCUGUGGUGCCCCAUCUUUCCUGGUAAGUCCCCUUAUUUUCCUUCUCUGUUGGUAGGUAGCUUCAGGGAGCCACAAGGGGCUCCCUCUAGAAAACCAGGGUUGAAUAUAAUGAAAUGCCAAUUUCUGGGUGAGCCCUGGUAGUGCCCUGACACUCUCCUUUCCCCAGGGAGUCUGGGAUGAUAUUUUGUCCAUCAUCAUAGCGCUGAGGGUGGAGCAGCCAGCUAACGCGUUAUGCCUCCCUCCUCCCCCGAACAAGGGGGGGAAGGGGCGAACGAACUUGCACUAGUUUCAUGAAUUUUUGAUCAUUUGUUUACAUAGUUGGGGGAGUUCUUUUCACGAUUCUGAGGUAUCAAUAUUUCUUAUAACCAGUAGUGGUCUGUUUUGUUUUGCUGACUUUGUGUUUACUUCCCAAGUGGUGGCAGACAUGAUUAAAAUUCACUGACAAUUUUAUCAUAGUGCCACUCCUCUCUGAGCCUCUUUAAAGGGGACCAGGUUCUGGUAUGUGGUCCCCAGUAGGCCUAAAAGAACUCUGCAAAUGAUGGAACCUAGUAGUUUGGCACUAUAUCAGGAUUGUUUCUUCGGGGAGCCAUCAAGACUCGCCCAGAAAUUGGCAUUGUAUUACAUUUCAAUCCUGGUUUUGUUUGUCUUGGUUGUUUCUCUAUCAGUAUCUCCUGCUUAAUACUGUCUCUUCUUAUUGUCCUGCUUUGGCAGAGAUGCUGUUGCCUGCUUUUGGUAUCUACACCUCUGCAAUGUCAUUCCGCAAGUUGUUUCAUGCAAUUUUUUUUACCUCUGAAGAAUGAGAUGGCUGACUUCCAGAGGGGUCCAUUGAUGGUUGAUGCUUUACUGGAUAGGCCUGAGUUGCAUCAUUUGUUUUCUGGUGGUGGCUCUUCACAGCUACCCUGCAUUGCCUUCCUCCUAUCACCAUAAUAAGCAGUGGGAAAUGGCUUUGGCUAGGCUGUGUAGCAGUCACACAUGCUUAACUCAUGGGAACUUAAUAGAACAAAUCUCUGCUCCUUACUGUUCAAACUGCAUUGUCCUAUCUAUAGUCGUACACCUCAUAUAAUGUCCUGGUUUUCAGGAUGAUUGCAAGUCUUCCUUUCAAAGUUCCUCUGAGUCACUUGUUCUUUGAUGAAAUCUUUGGUGAAUACGAUACUUUUGACAUCACUCGUUUUAUGUCUCUAUGCUCUCAUAUUGGCAUUUUGAGUGAUAUUUAGGACCUUUUGAAUAUCUUUUGAUAUUGAUGUGCAAAAUAGUUUUCCAGACUUGGUAAUUUUUUUGUAUAACUUACUAUUUUACUCGACUCUGAUUGCAAUUUAUCUCAUGCCCUUCCUCAGCAAUAACAUCGCUAAUGAUCAAAUGCUGCCACUUUGUCAACUUUUUGGAAGUUUCUCUUUUCAGUAGUAUGUCAGUCUUGUUCUUGCCCAUCUUGGUGGCAUAUAAAAAUGUUAAUAGGUUUUGAAAUUGCAGGAAGGCAUGCAUUGAAUUGUAAAAUUUUUAUAAUGUAUUCAAAAUAUGAAGUACAAGAUGUAGCACUUGGUGAGAGAUCCGUGCUCACCUGCAGCUAAGGACAGACUGAUACGCCAUUGAAUAUAGCAACCAAAUAUGGCAAGCACAUUUUUAAUUGUGGUAUAAAUUUGUUGGCGUUGAACAAAAUGCUUCAUAAGCUGUGGACAUAAUGAAUUACCUGUUAUCUACUGUACUUACAUUGAUAAAAUUAAUUAUAAUAUUGGCUGUACAUCACUUCAAAGUUUGUAAUAUAUAUUUUUACCUUAUUGUUAAGACAUGUCAAGCAUAAAAGACAGGUUAGGUAAAUAAUAAUUACAUGCAACUCUUUUUCUUAAAUGUUUUGAUAAACUCAUUCUUUGUAUAUUUUAUACAAGUACUUAUUAAUUUGAGGUAAACAGUUUUACAUAUUUUUAUAGGAUGGACUAGGUAGAAAUUUACCUAUUUCCAGUUGUACGCUACUGUGUGAUAGAUGUUGGGUACUAGCAACGUAAUGCGUCAUUUGGCUAUUGUUAACAAGAAUGAAUUUCUUCAGUUAAUAUCCAUAAUGUAAAUCAAGUGUAAAUACAGUAUACUAUCUUUUUAAAAUUUUGAUCAUAAAUUUAAAAAAUCUAUUGUGUGUUAUCCUGAUGCCCCUUUAUCACUUUAAUCCAGAAUAUGCUGCUGGUUAAAAGUAAAUUAAGAUGUUUUAUACAACAGUUCAGCUUAUUGGUCCCACCUAAUGUAUCUUAGAAAAUAAAAGUAAAUAUGCAAAAGAGAAUCAUCCCCAAUUUUGGUUUCAGUGAUAGACAAGUUGUUUUCCUUGACCUAGAGUAUAAAUAUCAUAAUUUCAGUGCUAUGUAGUUUAUGUAUUCUUAUUGUAUUUUUUGCCUUUGUAAGAUUAUAAAAAUUUUAACUUGCCCAAAAUUACUAAAUAAUAAUACUACUGUAUUAUGAGUUUAUUAAUGCAUUUUAUUAAUAAUAUUUGCCCCUGAUAUACAUACUUUUCCAGAUUUACAUUUUGUUUAAAUAUAAAUAUAAUUACAUUUGCUUUGCUCAAUUAACACUUGAGUGUGUUGUUUCAAUGUACUUGAGGAAAUUCUGAUUCUCAAUAAAAUAUUAAGCAUU
Messenger RNA from Procambarus clarkii (red swamp crayfish), 8708 nucleotides. It is a transcript of the gene mio, whose product is annotated as GATOR complex protein mio. The record is from RefSeq and is a predicted model, not a curated record. Lineage: Eukaryota; Metazoa; Arthropoda; Malacostraca; Decapoda; Cambaridae. Gene Ontology annotation, biological process: cellular response to amino acid starvation; positive regulation of TORC1 signaling. Gene Ontology annotation, cellular component: cytoplasm. Gene Ontology annotation, molecular function: protein binding.